GUUCUUGAAAGAAAAAAGUACAGUACUUUGUUGUAUUUGUACCGGUGGAAGGUAGCAGUUAUCCUAUGAAAUAGUUGAGGUGCGAGCAAGCUGGCUUAAACACCAAAGGCUAGAAGAGGCGUAAGUGGAGAAGGGUAGAGGGGCGGAACCAUUAUCCAUGAGUUUUGGAGGCUACAGUUGGUCCUAAGGAUCGGCGUCAACCGGAUCUUCUGGUCUAGAGGAAGAUGAAGAGAGGGAUAAGUGAAGAGAAAGUGAUGGGACCGAUGUUUCCAAGACUUCAUGUUAACGAUACAGAAAAAGGAGGUCCAAGAGCACCUCCGAGGAACAAGAUGGCGCUUUAUGAACAACUUAGUAUCCCUUCCCAACGAUACAAUCCCAGCGAUUUACCUGUUAACAAUAGUAACAGCGCGACUUUGGUCCAUCCUCACUCAAGCCAGGAGAAUGAACCUGAAAGAGAUGCAAUUUUCCCAAGACAACUUCCUGUUUUACGACAUCCAGUUGAGAAGCCACACGACCGUAGUACUGGUUCAAAUACUCCAUCGCGAGAAGGUACAUUGAAGCGGACUGAUCAACUAUUGCAGUUUAAACCGAGAGAGAAUCUUGUCAAUUCCUUUGGUGAAUCCCAGAAGACCGACAUAGUACAGUUGGAAUUCGCAUCUGAUUCUCAAGUUGAUUGCACUGUGUUUACCGGAUCUGUCAUAGAUGCUGACAACGACUCUCAGGAAGACAAGACAUGUAAAUCAUCACAAACACGAGAAAUGAACCAGAGCGAUGAACUAUCAGAGACUUCCAUGGUCGAAUUUGUAGCUGAAAUGAACAUAUCUCCUGAUGAUGUUGUUAGAAUGAUUGGAGAAAAGCAUUUCUGGAAAGCAAGACGAGCUAUUGCUGACCAGCAGAGAGCGCUUGCAGUUCAAGUAUUCGAGUUGCAUCGACUACUCAAGGUCCAGAAACUGAUAGCUGGUUCGCCAAAUGUGAAUCUCGAAGAUACUGCUUAUUUAGGCAAACCUUUAAAGAAGUUGUCUGCGAACAGACGUAGUGUCAAAGCACCUGAAAAUGUUCCGCGGACCAAGAAUGAUUCGGAUAAGCCUGAAUCUAGGAUGGAAUGCAAUGCUGAAAAUGAUGUAGGAAAGACAUGUUCUUCUGUUCAAAAUAGUAGCCAACCGUCUAGCUGCAGACCAGUUUCAGAAAAACAACGACCAACACCUGUAAAAUAUGAUUCCCUUACGAGUCCUUGGUGCUACAAUCAACCUCCCGGGCACCAAUGGUUGAUACCUGUGAUGUCUCCUUCUGAAGGACUCGUAUACAAGCCACACCCCGGACCUUCAGUCAUAAGUUCAGUAUAUGGAGGCUGUGGACCAGCAUAUGGACUGCCUUUUGCACCUCCAACUGGUCAUGACUACUUUCGUCCAUUUGGCAUGCCAGUUAUGAAUCCAGCAAUCCCAUCUCCAGAUCAAUAUCAAUCGAACCAGGUUGCUGCGACGCGUUCUCAAGGUCAGUUGUCAGGAAGGGGAGCUAAUAUUAACAUCCAACACCAGAACUCAAGUAACAUUGGGAGUGAGUAUGAUGGAGCCGUGCCAGAGGUUGUGAGAUUGUAUCCCUCUAGAGAUUCUGAGUUGCAUGCCAGCACUGCAAGUAGUCCGAGUCAAAGAGCUCGUGGAGUAAACGCGAGCAACUCCACGAGAGGAAGAAGUGCAUUUCGUCUCUUCCCAACUUCUCCAGCUAUUGACAAUUCCGUCCUUAGACCUCAGCCUCGUUUUCCUAACCACCCUGCCCGAGUGAUCAAAGUUGUACCUCAUAAUGCCCGAUCAGCUACAGAAUCUGCUGCUCGGAUUUUUCAGUCCAUACAAGAAGAGAGGAAACAGUAGUGACUCGGAUUUCUUUCUCAUCAAUAGGUAGUUCUUACUGGCUUGUGAAUGUGACCUUGAACUUCAUCUAUUUGUUGUUACCUCUUUGACUGUAUUGUUGUAAUUGGAUUCUAACUCAUCUGGUGAGCCACUUCGUAGAUAACAUUUCCUGAAGAGGCUAA
This is a messenger RNA of Capsicum annuum, 2026 nucleotides long. Its product is annotated as protein EARLY FLOWERING 3. Gene Ontology annotation, biological process: regulation of photoperiodism, flowering. Lineage: Eukaryota; Viridiplantae; Streptophyta; Magnoliopsida; Solanales; Solanaceae. The record is from RefSeq and is a predicted model, not a curated record.